AAAUUUUAUACGCUAAACAAAGUGAUCAACUUUUGUUCAUCUAAUUUUAUCAGUUUAAAUAAUGUUUCUGAAAAUUUGGCUGAUAUUCUCAUGUUUGUUAGUUUUAAAUAUUUUUUUCGUUUUCUCAGCUAAUCAGAAAUGCUUCAAUAUCUGCCCAGAUGCUAUCAAUUACGAUUUUUUUAUACCUUUGCGGGAAUUCAUUAUGAGUAAUUUGAUUGAAGAUGGACCUGCUGAUGGAAUUUGUCUUACCAAAGAUAAAUGGAUCUUUAAUGGAACUCAGUUUGGUCUUCCACCCAAAUGUAGAUGUAUGGAAUUUCCACCAGCAGAAGAAAUCAAUCCUAAUGAUGGGCCAAGAUGUCCUGAUCAUUUGCAAGCAUCUGUUGAAGAAUCCAUCAAUGAAAAUUUAAAAAGAAAUCUCGAACUUCGAGGUGAUGAGAUGCCUGAAAACGGUUGGUGUCCUGAAGGAAAAACUAAAUGGAUGAUAUUGAAAUCUCAAUUAGAUGUUCCAAGAGAUGGUUGUGUUUGCAUUGAUGCUUUCAAUCCUUAUUCACCAGAAAUUGUAUGUAUUGAAGACGAUAAUUGAAAUAAUUAAAAAUAAAAACACGGA
Molecule: messenger RNA, 607 nt
Organism: Clunio marinus
Lineage: Eukaryota; Metazoa; Arthropoda; Insecta; Diptera; Chironomidae
Source: the annotation of a GenBank genome assembly